Nematocida ausubeli is the source of this 306-nucleotide messenger RNA. RefSeq lists its product as uncharacterized. The coding region runs from base 1 to 306 and encodes 101 amino acids. The transcript has a single exon. The record is from RefSeq and is a predicted model, not a curated record. NCBI's taxonomy places the organism in Eukaryota, Fungi, Microsporidia.
AUGUGGAAAGCAGUGGAGAUAACUGAGGAAGAUAUUGGCUUAAUGAAGAAAUAUCUGAAAUACAGAGGGAAAAAAGGAAGCUGGUGCGCACUGUCCACCAGAAAGAAGAGAUUCAUCCGGCACUACUCCAACUGGUUUUUCCUGGGAGGAGACUCUUUAUACAGAAAGACAGAAAAUGGCUCUGUGAAGGUGCAUGGUCCGCUUUUUCUAAAUAGAUUCCAGGAAAAGCAUCCGCAACAUAUUUCCCCCAUACCGUGCGAACAGCCAUACACCGUGCCAGCUGACUCUCCGUUUGCAGAUUGGUAA